GAGCUCGUGACUCCCGUUACCUAAUAGGCUCUAUUCUAAGUUCUAACCCUGCCGCCUCACCGCCUAAUUAUUAACCAACAUCUCCUUCAAUCCCAGAAGCCCUGCACUAAACCUAGCAUGGGAGACAUGAACGGAGCAUCGGUGGUGGUCGAGUUCGACGACGGCUUUCCUGCCUCCCGACUCUUCGCCAGCAAAUUCUCCUACACCUUCGACGAUCUGAUCUUUCUCCCGCAUUACAUCGAUUUUCCUGCCGACGCUGUCGACCUAUCCACCCGCAUCUCCCGCAAUCUCCCGCUCUCCACCCCUUGCGUCGCCUCCCCCAUGGAUACAGUCUCCGAGGCAUCCAUGGCAGUCGCCAUGGCCUCCCUCGGCGGCGCCGCCAUCGUCCACUGCAACGCCACACCCGAUCAUCAGGCCGCCAUCGUCCGAUCCGCCAAGUCCCGUCGCAUCCCCUUCGCCUCCGACCCGGCCUUCUUCGCCCCAUCUGAUGCAGUGUCUUCCACUGCCGAUUUCGGCUCCGCUUCAUUCGCUAUAGUCACGGAAUCCGGAAGCCGUAAAUCGAAGCCCGUAGGUGUCGUUUCCCGGUCGGACUGGGAGGCGGUGGCCGAUAAGGCUUCUCCCGUGUCAGACUACAUGAGACUUCCGCCGGCUUCAGUCCCUUCAAAUUAUGAUUUGGAACAAGUGGCGGGUUUUCUAGCUGGAGAGGAACUGGAGCUGGUGACGCUGGCCGGAGAGGAAGGGGAGGUUAUUGAUCUCGUCAGCACAGAGGAUGUGGAGCGGAUCCGUGGCUUCCCGAAGCUUGGAGUGCCAUCAUUGGGCCCUGAUGGAAAAUUUCUGGUCGGGGCAGCUAUAGGAACUAGAGAAGAGGAUAAGGAGAGGCUGGCACAUUUGGUGGGAGCAGGUGUGAAUGUUGUUGUGGUGGAUAGUUCACAGGGUAACUCGAAGUAUCAAAUUGAUUUGAUAAAAUAUGCAAAGAAUAAUUAUCCCAGGCUUGAUGUAAUUGGGGGUAAUGUGGUGACGAUGGCCCAGGCGCACAAUUUGAUCAUGGCUGGAGUUGAUGGUUUAAGGGUAGGGAUGGGAUCCGGUUCAAUCUGCACCACACAGGAAGUUUGUGCAGUUGGAAGAGGGCAGGCAAAAGCAGUAUACAAGGUUGCAACAUUGGCCAAGGAUUAUGAUGUACCUGUUAUUGCCGAUGGAGGGAUUUCGUACUCUGGUCAUAUUGUGAAGGCUUUGGUACUCGGUGCUUCUACGGUAAUGAUGGGUAGUUUCCUUGCCGGUAGUUAUGAGGCACCUGGAAUCUAUGAGUAUCAGAAUGGACGCCGAGUCAAGAAAUAUAGAGGCAUGGGGUCUCUUGAAGCUAUGACGAAAGGUAGCGAUGCCCGCUACUUGGGCGAUAAUCUAAAAUUGAAGGUUGCCCAAGGGGUGGUUGGGGCUGUGGCAGACAAAGGCUCUGUUUUGAAGUUCAUUCCUUAUACAAUGCAAGCUGUGAAGCAAGGAUUGCAAGAUCUUGGUGCUACAUCGUUGCCUAUAGCUCAUAAUCUUUUAAGAUCAGAUGUGCUAAGGCUUGAGGUUCGAACAGGUGCAGCACAGGUCGAGGGAGGGAUUCAUGGCCUGGUAUCAUAUGAGAAGAAAGCUUUUUAGCUGAAAUGGUUUUUUUUCAAUGGGUAUUUUCUUAGGCGUAUUCGUCCUCCAUAUUUUGGAGCAGGAAAAUAAGGCAAUUAGAUAGGGUUGAUGUUAUCAUGUUCUAUGGCCUUGCUUGUAUUUCUAUUUCUCUCUAUUCUAUAUUCUCUGCAUUGAGUUCUCUGAACAUUUUUGUUAGCUCAGUUAUUGGAUCAGACUUUAAGCAAUUUUCUUUUGCUCUGUUGAGAGUAUUAUA
Molecule: messenger RNA, 1876 nt
Organism: Dendrobium catenatum
Lineage: Eukaryota; Viridiplantae; Streptophyta; Magnoliopsida; Asparagales; Orchidaceae
Product: inosine-5'-monophosphate dehydrogenase
Exons: 4
Coding region: 118-1641 (507 amino acids)
Biological process (GO): GTP biosynthetic process
Cellular component (GO): cytoplasm
Molecular function (GO): IMP dehydrogenase activity
Source: RefSeq, a predicted model, not a curated record